This is a messenger RNA of Plodia interpunctella (Indianmeal moth), 1139 nucleotides long. It is a transcript of the gene Sec13, whose product is annotated as Secretory 13. Gene Ontology annotation, cellular component: COPII vesicle coat; nuclear pore outer ring. Gene Ontology annotation, biological process: protein import into nucleus; COPII-coated vesicle budding; positive regulation of TOR signaling. Gene Ontology annotation, molecular function: protein binding; structural molecule activity. Bases 111 to 1052 code for a protein of 313 amino acids. The record is from RefSeq and is a predicted model, not a curated record. The transcript has 2 exons. Lineage: Eukaryota; Metazoa; Arthropoda; Insecta; Lepidoptera; Pyralidae.
CCACGUCAACUCGGCUUACUUCUUGACAGUUGUCAAUCACAUUGCGUUGCUUGCAUUGCGUUGCGGAUAAAGUUUUGUUUGUGGUUGCUAAAUAUUGUUAAACUUACAAAAUGAUUACUGUUCUAAAUACAAUCGACACAGGUCACGAAGAUAUGAUACAUGACGCAGAAAUGGAUUACUAUGGCUUGAGGUUAGCUACAUGCUCUUCUGACAACUCUGUAAAGAUUUACGAUAUCAAGAGUGGAACACAAACCCUCGCAGCUGACUUGAAGGGUCACUUUGGGCCGGUGUGGCAAGUGUCUUGGGCACAUCCGAAGUUUGGUAACUUGCUGGCAUCGUGCUCUUAUGAUAGAAAAGUUAUCAUAUGGAAAGAAUCAGGGGAAUGGACAAAAUUAUAUGAAUAUACUGGGCAUGAAAGUUCUGUGAACUCGGUUGCGUGGGCGCCCGCCGAUUACGGGUUGAUACUAGCCUGUUGCAGUUCUGAUGGAUCAAUAUCAGUCAUAACAUAUGCACAAGAUAGCGGUAACUGGGAUGUAAAGAAGAUUCCUGGGGCCCAUGCUAUUGGGGUGAAUUCCUUGAGUUGGUGUCCUGCUAUCUCAGCCGACUUGAACCUCGAUCCUCUUAGCAAUAAAGAGGCAUCUAAGAGAAUAGUUUCCGGUGGAUGUGACAAUCUUAUCAAGAUAUGGAGAGAACAAGGAGACCAAUGGGUAGAAGAAAACCGCCUAGAAAUGCACAUGGAUUGGGUCAGAGAUGUUGCCUGGGCUCCAUCUCUUGGGCUGCAGCGGUCCAUGAUUGCCAGCUGCUCUCAGGACAAAAGAGUGGUUAUUUGGACCAGCGAUGACAAUCUAUCUUGGACACCCACCAUCCUCAAUACCUUUGAUGAUGUUGUGUGGAGUCUGAGCUGGUCUCUUACUGGUAACAUCCUAGCUGUGUCUGGUGGGGACAACAAGGUCAGUCUGUGGAAGGAGAACAGUGAUGGCCAGUGGUUAUGUAUCAGUGAAGUCGCCAAAGGAUUAGGCCAAACUGCUAAUGAUGAGAGAAGUACACUCUGAACUGAAUGAUUUUGAUUUACUUAUUAUGUAUGUAUAAUUCUUAAUAGUAUGUGUAAUAUAAUGUUGAAUUAAAUUGUGAUUAACCAA